Molecule: messenger RNA, 4192 nt
Organism: Panicum virgatum (switchgrass)
Lineage: Eukaryota; Viridiplantae; Streptophyta; Magnoliopsida; Poales; Poaceae
Product: protein TPR3
Exons: 28
Coding region: 436-3819 (1127 amino acids)
Biological process (GO): regulation of DNA-templated transcription
Molecular function (GO): protein binding
Source: RefSeq, a predicted model, not a curated record
GUGCAAAUAGUUUCUUCUCUCUCCAACCUGCCUCAGUGAUUUGCUGGUCUCCCUCUCCCUCGUCAGGCGUUUCCUCGCUAAUCACCGGCUUCUGGGAUCGUCGCCGGCGGCGGCCGCUCCAACGGUGACAUCGGAUCGAUCUACGCGCAGAGCUUCGCAGGCCCGGACCUGCGCUAGACCUCAAAGCCUCGAUCGCACCGCAUCUUCUCCCCCUGUUGCUCGUCCGCUCCUUCGCCGCCGCACCCGCCGCCAGCCUCCCCUUCCCCCGAAGAACGGCGGCCGGGCGCUGUCCCCUGGCCCCUGACGCGUCGGUUACCAUUGGAUUGGUGUGGGGGCGGCGAUCCGUCCGGACCUAGGGUUGCUGAGACCCGGGAGACCCCAUAGGGUACGAUCUAGGCGCAUCCGCCUCCGCGUGGGUGAGGCGGAGGAGGGAGGAUGUCGUCGCUCAGCCGGGAGCUGGUCUUCCUCAUCCUGCAGUUCCUCGAUGAAGAGAAGUUCAAAGAGACUGUCCACAAGCUCGAGCAGGAGUCCGGGUUCUACUUCAACAUGAAGUACUUUGAGGACGAGGUGAUCAAUGGGAAUUGGGACGAGGUGGAGCGCUACCUUGGUGGCUUCACCAAGGUUGAUGACAACCGCUACUCGAUGAAGAUAUUCUUUGAGAUCCGCAAGCAGAAGUAUCUCGAGGCUCUUGAUAAGCAUGAUCGGUCCAAGGCUGUUGAAAUCUUGGUCAAAGACUUGAAGGUCUUUGCAUCCUUCAAUGAGGAGCUUUUUAAGGAGAUCACACAGCUCCUGACCUUGGAGAACUUUAGGGAAAAUGAGCAGCUCUCCAAGUAUGGUGAUACAAAAUCUGCGAGAGCGAUAAUGCUUGUUGAGCUGAAGAAGCUGAUUGAAGCUAAUCCCUUAUUUCGCGACAAGCUACAGUUUCCCAACCUGAAGAAUUCUAGGUUGCGGACACUUAUCAACCAGAGCUUGAACUGGCAGCAUCAGCUUUGCAAAAAUCCUAGGCCUAAUCCUGAUAUCAAGACUCUUUUUGUUGAUCAUUCGUGUGGACAACCAAACGGUGCACGUGCUCCAUCGCCAGCUAACAACCCGUUACUUGGUUCUAUACCCAAACCAGGAGGUUUCCCUCCAUUGGGUGCUCAUGGACCCUUUCAAACUGCACCAACAGUCCCACCUCUGGCUGGGUGGAUGUCAAACCCACCAGCAGUAACACAUCCUGCUGUGUCUGGUGGUGCUAUUGGAUUUGGUACUCCUACGAAUCCAGCCGCUUUAUUGAAGCAUCCUAGGACGCCCACAACAGCUAAUCCUAGUAUGGAUUAUCCAUCAGGAGAUUCUGAUCACAUCUCCAAGAGAUCUAGACCAGUUGGCAUUGCUGAGGAGGUGAAUCUUCCAGUGAACAUGUUGCCUGUGACUUAUCCACAGAGCCAUAAUUACCAACAAGAUGAUUUCCAUAAAACGGUUGCACGGACCUUGACCCAAGGAUCAGCUCCUAUGAGCAUGGAUUUCCAUCCACUUCAGCAAACUCUUCUUCUUGUUGGUACCAAUGUUGGUGACAUAGGAUUGUGGGAUGUUGGUACAAAAGAUAGACUUGUUGUAAAAAACUUCAAGGUUUGGGAGCUUGGAAAGUGUUCGAUGGCUCUCCAGGCAUCGCUCGUCAAGGAUCCUUCUGUGUCAGUUAAUCGCAUAAUAUGGAGUCCUGAUGGAACCUUGUUUGGUGUUGCUUAUUCAAGGCAUAUUGUACAGAUUUAUUCCUAUCAUGGUGGCGAUGAUAUUAGGCAACACUUGGAGAUUGAUGCACAUGUUGGUGGUGUAAAUGACAUUGCAUUUGCUCAUCCAAAUAAGCAGCUAUGUAUAAUUACAUGUGGAGAUGAUAAGACAAUUAAGGUAUGGGAGGCCACUAGUGGAGCAAAGCAAUUUACCUUUGAAGGACAUGAAGCUCCUGUUUAUUCAGUUUGUCCGCAUUACAAGGAAAAUAUUCAGUUCAUCUUCUCAACUGCUUUAGAUGGAAAGAUCAAGGCUUGGCUAUAUGAUAAUUUGGGAUCUAGAGUUGACUAUGAUGCACCAGGUCACUGGUGCACUACAAUGGCAUAUAGCGCGGAUGGUUCAAGAUUGUUUUCGUGUGGAACUAGCAAGGAUGGUGAAUCACAUCUAGUCGAAUGGAAUGAAAGUGAAGGAGCGGUGAAGAGAACAUACCAGGGAUUCCGCAAGCGAUCCAUGGGUGUCGUGCAAUUCGAUACCACCCGCAACAGGUUUUUGGCUGCUGGAGAUGAAUUCUUGAUUAAGAUAUGGGACAUGGACAACACAGGUCUUCUGACUACUAUUGAUGCUGAUGGUGGUUUACCUGCAAGCCCACGGAUACGCUUCAACAAGGAGGGGACUCUGUUGGCUGUUUCUACUCUUGACAGUGGUAUCAAGAUAUUAGCAAACGCUGAUGGACUUAGGUUAUUGCGCACGUUAGAAAAUCGUUCUUUUGACGCUUCUCGUAAUGCAGCUGAGACUGUAACAAAGCCUCUAAUAAAUCCAUUGACUGCUGCGGCAAAUGCGGCUGCAGCAAGUAGCUCAGGAACUCCUGCUCCAGCAGCUAUAACUGCAAUGAAUGGUGAUAGCAGAAGUUUGGUUGAUGUAAAACCUAGAAUAGCUGAUGAGUCAUUGGACAAGUCAAAGGUAUGGAAACUUAUGGAGAUUACUGAGUCAACUCAGUGCAGAUCUAUUAAACUGGCGGAUAACAUGAGAACAAGCAAGAUUUCGAGACUGAUUUACACAAAUUCUGGCAUUGCUAUCUUGGCUUUGACCGCAAGCGCUGUUCAUCUACUCUGGAAAUGGCCACGCAGUGAUCGGAACACAUCUGGCAAGGCAACCGCAAGUGUAUCUCCUCAACUAUGGCAACCUCCAAGUGGCAUCUUUAUGACUAAUGACAUGACUGACAAUAAUCCUGAAGAAGCUGUUCAUUGCUUUGCUUUGUCGAAGAACGAUUCAUAUGUCAUGUCUGCUUCUGGAGGAAAAAUCUCUCUAUUCAACAUGAUGACUUUCAAGACUAUGACAACAUUUAUGCCUCCACCACCGGCAGCAACUUUUCUUGCAUUUCAUCCUCAAGAUAACAAUAUAAUUGCAAUUGGAAUGGACGAUUCGACCAUUCAAAUCUACAAUGUCCGAAUUGAUGAGGUCAAAAGCAAGCUUAGAGGUCACUCUAAGAGAAUCACGGGUCUUGCCUUUUCAAAUGUGCUAAAUGUGUUGGUCUCUUCUGGAGCUGAUGCACAGUUGUGUGUUUGGAACACGGAUGGAUGGGAGAAGCAAAAGAACAGAUUUUUGCAGAUACCAUCAGGUCGCCCAUCCAACAUCCUAGACACUCGUGUUCAGUUCCACCAAGAUCAAAUGCACUUCCUUGUUGUGCAUGAAACCCAGAUUGCCAUCUAUGAUACUACAAAGCUAGAACCGGUUAAACAGUGGCCUGUUCGAGAGAAUUCACCUCCAAUAACACAUGCGACAUUCUCGUGUGAUAGUCAAUUGAUCUAUGCAAGCUUUAUGGAUGCUACUGUUGGUAUAUUUAAUGCAUCAAGUUUGAGACUCCAAUGUCGAAUUCUUCCAGCUUCAUAUCUUCCUCCAAACAUCAGUUCAAGUGUUCAUCCUGUUGUGGUUGCGGCACACCCUUCGGAAGCAAGCCAGUUUGCUCUAGGAUUGACAGAUGGUGGUGUUUAUGUAUUGGAACCGUUGGAAUCAGAGAGAAAAUGGGGAAAUCCUCCACCAGCGGAGAAUGGGUCCACGAGCAACUUGUCCACACCACCUAAUGGAGCUUCAAGUUCAGAUCAACCAGAAAGAUAAUAAGAAGUUGAACUAGUAGAGUUUUUGUGGCAUGAGUCACUAACCAAGAUGGGCUUCAAAAGGCGGUGCAACUAACCUUGGCAGAGCUGCUUCCAAGGGUCUAUUCGGCAAUGCGCUCAAUAAAAGCAAGCUCCAACAGCAGUUUAUCCUUUGCUUAUAUAUUUUGCUAUUGACUGUAUUGAGUGGAGGGAGUUAGACAUUUUAGUCCUAGCAUUUCGUUUUGUUUUGCUUCUCGUGCUGUGAAAAGAAGUUAUUAUCAGUAGAUAAGAUCUAGUACGAGUAUCAGUCUGGCUGUUUCUGUGACAAUAUGAAUACCGUUCUGACAUUAUUCUUCAUCACUUUUUUUUUACAUAACGGGCGUAUGACGUGACAA